Molecule: messenger RNA, 9856 nt
Organism: Oryzias latipes (Japanese medaka)
Lineage: Eukaryota; Metazoa; Chordata; Actinopteri; Beloniformes; Adrianichthyidae
Gene: brca2
Product: BRCA2 DNA repair associated
Biological process (GO): double-strand break repair via homologous recombination; regulation of DNA-templated transcription
Cellular component (GO): nucleus
Source: RefSeq, a predicted model, not a curated record
AUGCUGCGCGCGCUAGAUUUGUUUUCCCGUGAGUCCAUAGCGGCUAGUUUUUAACUGCCUGUGUUUUUCACUUUCAAAGUUUUCUUUAGCUUUUCGUAUAUGUUAUUAUGGACGUUUUUUCGUGACAUGCAGGCUUUCAUUCUUAGAUUUCGUGUUGGUGUGGGCCAUAAACAAACCUUUGCUGUUGUUUGGGUCGCCUGGAAAAGACACAACUCUAACUAACAUGUAUAAUAUUUUUAAGGAUGACGUUUGGAAAGCUCUUGUUUUCGAGCUGGGACCUCUUGACCCCAACUGGUUUGAGGUGCUGACAGCAGAAGCAUCUGUUAUUGAGGGAAGCCUGUCUGAUCAAGAGGAUCUUUGUGCGAAUCAAGAGGGAAACUCCAAGGAUACUCUAGAAAAACCUGCAGUGGAAAGUCAGCUCUUUUCUACCCCAAAGGUUUUCCGACACAGUCGAGUGGUGUCACCUCAAACUGAGGAUGAGCAGUCAUUCACAUUACCACAAGGUAAGGGAGCAUUGCCGUGGAGUAAAACCCAAAGCCCUUGUUUGUUUCAACUUACAACACAGGGUGUCUCGGGUGAAAAAUGCGACGUUUUUCAGCCUCAAAGUGACGACAGUUUUGAUUUACUAUCAACACCAAAUAAAUCAACAACCAGCUAUGCCAAGCACAUCUCUGAAAGUCUUGGUGCACAAAUAAACCCCGACAUUUCAUGGACCAGUUCUUUGAAUACACCACCAGCAGUUCCCUCCACCUUGAUUCUGUCUAGAGCCGAUAAUAAACCUUGUACAGGGAAUGCUCCCACAGACGGAAAUAUUGUAUUUGUACGAAAGCUUUUCCCUUCUCUCUCUAAGUCAUCUGCAAGCAAAGCAUCAAAAAACAAUGAUCCCAUUGCUUUUCAAGGUCCACAUUCCCCCAAAUUCGAUCCUGAGACUUUCUCAAACCAAGAAGAGCGUGUUUGGCAACAGAAGCUUCCAGACGCUAUUGAAGAUGGAGACGUUCGCAGCGCAGUAGCAGAUGUUCUUGAUGGAGCUGAAGAUGCCCUCUCUAUUUUCUUUGCUAAUAGUAGCUCAGCUCUGAGAAAAGUGAAGCCUGAGAGGACUAAACGAAAACAAAUCCUUCAGGCAAAAGAGAAUGCCUACAGCUCAAAAGAUGACUUGACUGGAAGCAAAGCCAGUUCGGAUGAAGAGGGAAACGGUCAUCUAGAACCGGGUGGAUGUAGCUUGUCUCCACUUUUGAAAAUGGGACAUGCUGCGACCAGCCAGUGGUCACCCCUGAGCUUAUCUGAAAUCCCACUUUGUUCAGUGGGAGGCAAUGUUGUACAAGAGCAACUGCAGGGAGAAGCUAAUUCAAGUCAAUUCUCAGGUCCAUCUAAGGAAAUCCAAAAUGCUGAAUUCCAGAGCAAAAAGAGAUUUGUUGACACAGUUGGGAUUCCAGAACCUCAGUCCAUGAAAAUAAAUUCAUCUGUUGAAAUUCCAUGUUCUGAAGGAUUGUGCGUCGGAAAGGUGGAGAGUGCACCAAACAAUACAGACUGCUGCAACGCAGGGAAGACUGAAGGACUCAAACAAAAUCAACCUGUGGAAGUGAAUCUGGUCGGCACGGUAAAAACUAACAUGUCGCAGCUUUGUAGAGAAUUUGCACAAGAUUUUAGCCAAAUACCUGAAUCUCGAGAUCACUUCUCGCCAUCGGCUUGUCUCUCAGCCAUGAAAAAAGCAAAACAGAAAGCAGGAGAAGGCAACCCUCACCAUCAGUGUAAUAGCAUCUCUAAUUCAAUGUUUCCCAUCUCUGAUGUUCCUGUAAACGACAGCGGCUUUCAUUCUGCCAUUGUAAACGGCACUAAUCUCACUGCAUCGUCGUUCUCAGAAAAUAUUGGCCUUAGUCGAACACAUACAGAGCUCAAAUCAGAGUUUCACACUGAAACUGUCUUUCCACCAACAAAGGCCUUUCCUGAAACCUGGCCUUCAGGUACUAAAGCUGACAUUGAGCUGAUCAGUGCAGAAACGUCUAAAGAAAAGGAGGUGGACCCUGGAAGAGCGAAUAAGUCUCCCACAGACGUCACUAUCCAGCAACCGAGUAGAACGGGUGAUAUUCACAGCAUUGCAAUAAAUGAUCCGAAACACGACGGACAGACAAAGAAAACAUCAACUUCUCUCCCUGCUGCGCAUUCACUAGGAUUCAAAACUGCUUCAAAUAAAGGGAUACACAUUUCCUCAGCCAGCCUAAAAAGAGCCAAGCAGAUCUUCAAAGAGACUGAAAGUGAAACGGCUUUUUAUGAUCAACCUACCACAUCUGAUUGUGACACUACAAAAAGAAGCACAAAUAAUAAAACUGGGAACAUUUCAACUUUUUCUUUAAAGCCAACUCAAACUUCGAUAACAGAAACAUUUGGUAGCAUCACCCCCCAGCUAACUGCAUCACAAACAGACGAUGUGACUGAACUUUGUUCUCUCCUGGAACAAACAGACAGCCAGUUUGAACUGACACCUUUCAAAACCCUAAAAGCAAAGCAACAAGACGAUGGAAACUCACCACAAAAAGCUGACAAAGAACUGGACCCUGAUUUUCUUGCUGGCAUAGAUUUUGAUGAUAGUUUUAGUUCAGAUUUAUUACAAUGUGCAAGAAACGAAAACAUAUCUCCCUCCUUAAAGGACAACUGUCAAGACGAGGCAUCUGUUGUUUCAGAUGAUCCACAAAGAGCGGUGCAGGCUAGCAAACUACAAAGCAAGGUGUCUGGUGUUGCUUUUAAGACUGCUGGAGGAAAAGUUUUAAGAGUUUCCGACAAGUGUCUAAGCAAAGCUAAGGCUUUGUUUGCGGAUUUGGAUGGGUUUACGACAAAUCGAGAGUCAUCAAGCAACAAAAGCACAGAAAUUGGUUUCAACACCAAACAAAAAUGCGCCAUGGAUCCAAGUAGGUGCACGAAGAAUCCAACAUAUACAGUCAAAGAGGAUGUUCAUGCUGAAAGAGUUGGGAAUUGUUUUAAAAACCACGAAGAGUUAGCUUCUGAGAAUGAAAAGCCUCAGACUCCUAAACAACAUGUCAGUGGAUGCUCUGUGACUGAAAACGCCAAACUGCUACCAUGUCGCAUAAAAGAACCACACCUGGAAAUGGUGAAGGUGGAUAGCAACCAACUGAAGGCUUUGAAAAUGACUGCUCCUUUUCAUAGAAACUCAUUUUCUGCUUCAAAGCCAGAUCCUUCCCUGCUGUGCAUUACUUCAAAGACUAUUGACUCUAAUGAGAACUGCCCUGCUGCUGCUGCUGCUGCUGGAUUUUGUACUGCAGGUGGGAAAAAAGGUUUUGUGUCAACGGACAAAAUGGAAUAUUGUGAAUACCUUUUGAAAGAAAUCCAUACACCUGAGAAUGGAAAAGGACAAUUGGAGGAAAACAAGAGUACAUCAAAGGCAGCAAAUCCUACUGAUCAGGGUUUGCAGCCAAAAAUAUGUGGAUUUCAGACAGCUGGUGGGAAAGAACUUACUGUGUCGUUUGCAGCUUUGAAGAAAGCACAAGAACUGUUCAGUGAAAAUGAAGGAGUCAACGAAAAAAAACGUGUUUUAAUACUUCCUUCAAGGAUUCCAAGUACUGAGUCUUCUGGGUUUUGUACAGCAAAUGGUAAAUCUGUGGGUUUCUCAUCUCAGGCUCUACAGAAGGCUAAGGCGUUCUUCAGCGACAUUAGCGUGAAUACAGUUCAGCCCGGUGUUUCAGACGCAGGAACCGUAAAGAAACACAAAGAUGUCCCAUGCAACGGGGAGAAAAUGUAUUCUGCUUUCACAGCUUCAAAUGAAGCAGAUGCCUACGCGUCAGAGGAGCAUCAGUUAAAAUCAAAGCAUCUUUUAAAGGACUUUGACUUGGUUUCAGACAAGGAAAUGCAAGAGGCAGAUGUGUUCUUGGAAAACGAUGUGUGUGUUGAAAAUGCAGUAUUUCCAAAAGAUCAGGAGUGUCAACCUCCUCUUAGUGAGAUGGGCAAUGAGAAGAUAUCUAACCCAGGUCAAAGAGCAACUCUGAACUUUUCUGAGCCUGUAAGCGGAUGUCCGGAAGACCUGUUAUCCUUUCAAAAGGUUGGAUUUCAGACUGCAGGUGGAGCAAAAGUUCAUGUGUCAACAACAAACUUAAUAAAGGCAAAACACCUCUUUAAAGACUUGGAUGAUUUGGUUUCAGACAAAGAGAUGCAAGAGGCAGAUGUGUUGUUGAAAAGCGAUGUAGAUGCAGAAAAUGGAGUAUUUCCAAAAGAUCAGGAGUGUCAACCUCCUCUUAGUGAGACGGGCAAUGAGGAGACGAGGUCUGAUCCAGGUCAAAGAGAAAGUCUCAACUUUUCUGAACCUGUAAGUGGAUGUCCAGAAGACCAAAAUGUGGACAUGUUAUCCUUUCAAAAUGUUGGAUUUCAGACUGCAGGUGGAGCAAAAGUUCAUGUGUCAACAACAAACUUAAUAAAGGCAAAACACCUCUUUAAAGACUUGGAUGAUUUGGUUUCAGACAAAGAGAUGCAAGAGGCAGAUGUGUUGUUGAAAAGCGAUGUAGAUGCAAAAAAUGGAGUAUUUCCAAAAGAUCAGGAGUGUCAACCUCCUCUUAGUGAGACGGGCAAUGAGGAGACGAGGUCUGAUCCAGGUCAAAGAGAAAGUCUCAACUUUUCUGAACCUGUAAGUGGAUGUCCAGAAGACCAAAAUGUGGACAUGUUAUCCUUUCAAAAUGUUGGAUUUCAGACUGCAGGUGGAGCAAAAGUUCAUGUGUUCAGUUUCAGUGGAAAUAAAGCAGACAUUUCCCAGAAAUGGACGACUGAACGGAAUCAAGACAAAGUUGAUGACAAAGACAAAAUACAUUUUGGCUUCCAAACUGCAGGUGGAGCAAAGGUUCAUGUAUCAAAAACAAACCUAAUAAAGGCAAAACACCUCUUUAAAAACUUGGAUGAUUUGGUUUCAGACAAAGAAUUGCAAGAGGCUGAUGUGUUGUUAGAAAAUGUUGAUGUGGAUGCAGAAAAUGCAGUAUUAACAAAAGAUCAGGAGUGCCAGCUUCCUCUUAGUGAGGGGGCCAAUGAGAUGGUAAGAUCUAGUCCAGAUGAAAGGGGAAGUGGACCUUCUGAGGACACAAACCAAAGAAUUCUUCCAAAUGUGGACUUGUUAUCCUUUCAAAAUGUCGGAUUCCAGACUGCAAAUGGAAAGGCAGUCACAUUCUCAUCUGAAUCUCUCAGAAAAGCAAAAUCUAUGUUUAAUGGAUGUGAAGCACCUGCAGACAAAACGCUCCCAACACCACUGCAAUCCAAGGCCAGUGUCCUGCCCUUCAGGGGAGGAUUUUGUUCAGCAAGUGGGACGCCUGCAUCAGUGUCAUCUGAGGCCGUUUCCAAAGCUAAAAGUCUGUUCAGUGACAUCAGUUUAAGUGGAAAUAAAGCAGACGUUUCCCAGACAUGGACAACUGAACAGAAUCGAGACAAAGUUGAUGACAAAGAAAAAAUACAUCUUGGCUUCCAAACUGCCGGUGGAGCAAAAGUUCAUGUGUCUAAAAAGAACUUAAUAAAGGCAAAACACCUCUUUAAAGAUGAGGAUGAUUCAGCUUUAAAGGCUGCACAAAGGACAGACUUUAGUUUGUACAACAGCAGUGAAACAUCGUCACCUUUGAGGAAAACUACCGGGCUGACUGCUGAUCUUUCCAAACAAGAUCAGAGAAUAAUGGUGAACCCCUCUGAGGGCCCUGCAGAUGGAUGGACUGAAAGCAAAACCACAUCAGUAAAAGAAAAGGCGAAUGUUCUGCUGCACCAGAACGCAGGCUUUCAGACGGCCAGUGGAAACGCAGUCGUAGUUUCAAGUGAAGCCCUAAAAAGAGCAAAAGCCCUGCUCAGUGAAGGGGAAGAAGUUGCAACUCCUCCUCUUUGCAAGAUUCCAGUCUCUGCUUCAAGUGGGUUUUUUGCAGCAAGUGGAAAAGCUGUGACUUUCUCAUCGAAGGCCUUACAGAAAGCGAAAAGUCUUUUCAGUGACAUCAGAGCCGAUGGCCCUGAUUUUACAGACACAAGGAGCGUCAAGCAGAAACAAGAAGAUGCCCCAGGCUUGAAAGACAAAAUGCUCUGUGGCUUUACAUCUGCAGGAGGAAGAGUAUGUGUGGCAGAGAGAAGUCCAGCAAAAACAGACAAUCUUGUGGCGGAAGUUGCUGAUGAUUGUCGCUCUGACUCCUCUGGCUUCAAAAAAUUGGAUCUAUUUAAUGUAAAAGAUGUACGUAGAAGUUCAGAUGUGGAUCUUUCCAAUUUGGCUCCAUCAGAGGCUGCUGUUCAAAGUGAGAACUACAAACCGGAAACGUCACACGUGAUGGUCUGCAACUCACAUCAUGAAAGCGGCAGCAACACAUCUAGAAACACAAGAGCUGAGGAGUCUUCAGCUCUGAUCUUUCAGUCCCUGAACCUCACCGGCUGCACAGAAACCCAGCACAGGCUUCUGGCCCAGGAGGCUUUGGACUGCACAAAGGCUUUGCUGGAAGACGAGGAUCUGGCUUGCCUACGCUUCUCUCCUGCUUCACAAAAUGCACUAAAGCAAGAUUACCCACAAACCACCAGUGGGACUGAAGCAGAAGAAAAAGGACCAAGAAAAAGAUUGAUUGGGGAUCCAGAUCCAACUGGUCAGCCUCCUCUAAAAAGACAAUUACUGGAAGAAUUUAACCAGACUGAUGAUGGUUCAAAAGACUCAGCACUCCAGCCUGUGAAAAGCUGUCCUCUUGGUUUAAUGAAGGACAGAGGAGUUUUCAAGUACAGUUCAAGUCUUUAUCCAAACAUCACAAAACCUCACUACAACGGAAAAACCAAAACAACAACAGUACAACCUUUAACGCCAGACGACAGCAGAUCGACUCGUCCCAAAAUGAGCCCUUUUGUUCCUCCAUUUCAUAAAAAUGCCAGGUCAGACGCUAGCAAGACGACAGUGAUUCAACAAGCCACGAGAACGCCAGUGUUUGUUCCACCAUUGAAAAAACAAAGAGCUGUCCUACAGGGGGAAAAGGAUCAGAAUACCAACCAGCUUCCAUCUGUGACAGAAUCUAACAGCAUCUCUCAUGUUCCUUCCACUAUAAACGCCCAAGAAUGCAGCAGUGCCCUUUCUAUUGUCAACACUCACCCUAAUAAUAAGACAAACAAUCCAAAUGUUGAUGUCAAUGGUGGGUCGGUCUGCUUUGAGUCCCAUGCUGUUCCAGCAUUUUCUAAAGUUUUUCUGAACACCGAGCUCGGACGGGACAUGCAGGACAUGCGGAUCAGGAAGAAGAAGCGCCAGAACAUUCGGCCUCUUCAAGGCAGCCUGUUUCUGACAAAAACCUCAGGAGUGGCAAAGAUCCCGCUGAAAGAUGCAGUGAAUGGAAAAGUCCCGGCGAGAUGCCCUCCGGAGCAGCUUUACAGAUAUGGCGUCCAUCGGCAAGUUUCAGGGAUCACAAGCGAAACCGCCGAGUCUUUUCGCUUUGAUUUGCUGCACUUUUUCAAACAAGACGUUUUGAUUGAUGAAGGUGGGGUUAAGCUAGCCGAUGGAGGCUGCUUGAUACCCAGCAAAGACGGGACAGCAGGGAAAGAAGAAUUCUUUCGAGCUUUGUGUGACACUCCCGGAGUGGAUCCUAAACUGAUCACUGAAGCAUGGGGGUACAAUCACUACAAAUGGAUCAUCUGGAAGCAGGCCUCUAUGGAAAAAUCCUUUCCAGAAAGGAUGGGGGGCAUCUGUCUCACUCCAGAGCAGGUUCUACUGCAGCUGAAGUACAGAUAUGACGUGGAGGUCGACCACAGUCGCCGGCCCGCUCUUAGGAAGAUCACGGAAAAGGACGACACGGCAGCCAAAACGCUCGUCCUUUGUGUUUGUGGGAUCGCCUCCAAAGGAGGUGGAGCGAGCGGCUCAGAAAGUUCGGAUCCCAAGACGCAGGCUCCAACUGCAGUUGUUUGGCUGACCGAUGGAUGGUACGCCAUUAAAGCCCAGCUGGACCAACCUUUGACAGCCAUGCUGAACAAGGGCCUCCUGGCUGUUGGGGGUAAAUUGAUCACCCAUGGGGCCCAGCUGGUGGGGUCACAGGAUGCUUGUCCCCCUCUGGAAGCACCUGAGUCGCUCAUGCUAAAGAUUUGUGCCAAUAGCACCAGACGGGCACGGUGGGAUACAAAACUGGGAUUCCACAGAGAUCCCCGACCAUUCCUGCUUCCAAUCGCUUCUUUGUUUAGCAACGGAGGGCCGGUAGGAUGUGCUGACGUCGUCGUACUGAGAAGCUACCCUGUACAGUGGAUGGAGAGAAAAGCGGAUGGAGGCGUCGUGUUCCGGACGACCCGAGCAGAAGAGAAAGAAGCCAGGCGAUUUGAUGAAAUGAAGCAUAAAGCAAUGGAAGUGCUGUUUGCUAAGGUCCAAGCUGAAUUUGAAAACGAGGAGAGAGAGAAAAACAAGUCUCUGCGACGAAAGCAGAAUCUGGACGUUGCAAAGUUGCAGGAUGGCGAGGAGCUGCAUGCAGCUGUGGGAGAUGACCCAACUUACCUCGAGGCUCAUUUAAGUGAACAACAGCUGCAGACUCUUCACGCCUACAAACGUUCACUGAUGGAGAGGAAGCAGGCCGAGCUGCAGGAUCGUUAUCAUCGAGCUUUGGAAGAAGACGACCAAGAAAUCAAAUGUCCAAAAAGAGACGUGACUCCGGUGUGGAGACUUAGUGUUGCUGACUCUUUGGGCCCACCCAGCUGUGUUUACCAGCUGAGUCUCUGGCGACCUUCCUCAGAUGUCGAGUCUUUAUUGAAGGAAGGUGGUCGAUACAAAGUUUAUAACCUCGCCACUGCAGAAGGAAAGAAGAGAAGCAGCCAUGAAACCGUUCAGCUCACUGGAACCAAGAAAACACAGUUCCAGGUCCUGCAGGCAUCACAGCAAUGGAUGUCAGAACGUUUUCAACCAAGGGUCUCCACAGACUUUGAGAGUCUUCAGAAUCCAGAUUUCCGACCUCUGUGCGGAGAGGUGGAUCUCUCCGGAUAUGUCGUCAGUGUCAUAGAUGCACAGGGUUCCUCUCCUGCGUUUUAUCUGGCUGACGGGAAACUGAACUUGGUGAAGAUCCGCUGCUUUAGUAGCCUGUCCCAAACCGGCCUGGAGGAUGUGGUCAAACCACGUGUCCUGUUGGCUCUAAGCAACCUCCAGCUCAGGGGUCAGUCCAUGUUCCCCACUCCUGUUGUGUAUGCUGGAGAUCUGACGCUCUUCUCCAUAAACCCCAAAGAAGGUCAUCUACAGGAAUCCCUCAGCCAGUUAAAGAACGCUAUUCAGCAUGAAGCAAACUUUCAUGUAAACGCCGAAGAGAAACUAUCACAUUUGAUCAAAUCUGGUCGCUCCAGUUUUGUCUCCCCUAUGACUGUGAAACAGCAAACUCUGCCUUUGUCGUCUGACAAAAAGGACCAAUCAAAGGUUACAUUACAGAAACCAAUCAGAAGCCCGGGAUCCGUCACUCCCGUCAGUAAAAACCCUCAAGCAGAAACAUCUUCAACAAAAAAAGACCCCAAAAUCCUAAAAAGAAGAAGAGCUUUAGAUUAUCUGUCUCGCAUCCCCUCUCCACCACCUCUCUCAGUUCUGGACUCCGUUUCAUCUCCAUGUGUAAAAAAAACCUUCAACCCUCCUCGGAGAUCUGGAACAGCCAACGAGUUCAGAACGGAAAAAGCUAUAAAGCCCACAGACUCACUGGUUGAGGAUCAGUGGGUGAAUGAUGAAGAACUGGUUAUGAUUGACGCUCAGGCACUACAUGUUGGUGGCUUAAUGUAAGUUCUCUGUAUUCAGACAAGAUGCUUUUAAAAAUACAUUUAAAACUGUACAAAUUGUAAAUAUAAUGAUUGAAGUUUAUGUAAAUGUUGUUUUAUCUUCAAAUUUGAUGCAUUAAAGUGUUGAAACUGAUUUGCAUUUUUAAUAUCA